Porites evermanni is the source of this 7120-nucleotide messenger RNA. NCBI's taxonomy places the organism in Eukaryota, Metazoa, Cnidaria, Anthozoa, Scleractinia, Poritidae. The record is from the annotation of a GenBank genome assembly.
AUGAAGAUCCAAGGAAGUGUAGCCAUUGUUACCGGAGGAGCACAAGGAAUCGGGAAGCAUAUUUGCAGAGCGCUCUUGUCAAGAGGUGGUAAAGUAAGCGUCACUGCAGGGUCUUGUUGUUUAGAAUUGUUUACAUUGUGAAACAACUGAUAGCAGCGCAGAUAUGUGCUUGAAUUGUGAGUCAUGCAAGCGCAAGGAGGCUAAGAAAUUAUUUCGACAUUGCGUGUAAGCUUAAGUUUUCAAUAGACGCUAACCGCCUUGUAUAUUUCUCGGGAUUUUUGUCUCCGCUGAAGUUUGCGACGGGAAGGUUCCCUCCCGGGGGGGGGUGGAGUCCAUGGCGGAUCCAGGGGAGGGGCCCGGGGGGUCCGCCCCCCUUAUUUUUAUACCAGACUGAGGCCCAAAGGACUGAAAAAACAUUUUUUUGAGACUAGGACCCCCCCUUAUCUCAGGUUCUGGAUGAACGGGCUCCCCCCUGAUCUGAAGGUCUGGAUCUAUGGCUGAAAGUGACAGGGAUGCUUGUCAGAAAAUUAAAAUUAAAUCCCUAAGGGAGACCAAUGUAGGUGUGGCUUUUGAGCCUAAAGGAGACAAAGCUAAAACAGAUGUAACAACAUUUUUUGAAACUUUCCUUAUGUGUAGUCCUAAAAGAUACCUGAAUGGGCAAAUAUAUUGACUUUCCCUCCCAACAACCCUAUGUGAGACCAAAAUUUGCAAUUUACACCCCUAAAAGAGACGACGAGCAUCACUUUUAUAUGGGAGUCUCCCCUCCCGGGGGCUCCCUCCUCUACAAUUAAAAAAACACUGGGACAAGUCUAUUCAAAAGGAACUACUGGUCUUGAACUGUAAGCUUAGAACAAAAAUAUUAAUAAUUAAUACAAAUCAACAAUGCCAACAACAACCCAAAAAACUAAGACAUGUCACUAAAAUAUUCUCCCUUCUUUGUGCUUACUCCCUCCUUUUGGCAAAACAAGGAGGUAAAUGACCACCAGCCACCUUGUGGUAGUCUCCCUCACGGCCAUUUUUUGGAUGUCAUGGAACGUUAAUGUUGCAAUGACAUCCAAAAAACGGCUGCAAGGGAGACUAACCUGGUGGUGACCUAAUGACCUAUUUUAUAGGCAGACGAUAUUGCUGUCGUUUUGUCACAGAUUUAAAAUCACACAAACUGGUCACCCUUUGCAUCCUAUAGAAAGUAAGAGGUAACAGCAUCACUGUAAUAUCUUCAAAUCUUCAACGUUAUUUGAGGUGUGUAAAUGUGCGCUGGGACAGAUCACUUUGCCUUUACCUAAACAAGAUGUUGAACAUCCUACCCAUGUGGAACUGGAGUUCUUUCCCCCAAUCUUGUACCCAGAUCUCAUGCUGAGAGAAUUUGAUUGAAGCAUGUGCUCUUACAUCACUUGUCACAUUCGUUACAGGUGAUCUGCAUGUACACAAAUAUGUGCACAAAUUUAUCUGAUUUCACCAGAUCUCACUUUUGGCUUUAAUUUGUUGACGAGAGGACUGGGUAUGAAAUUAACGAUAAUAAAUCCGUGUUCUCCUACACGAAUACAAAAAAUCCAACCCACCCACAAAGUGAUAAAUGUAGUACAAUGAACUAAUGAACCGUAGAAACAAAUUAUGAGAUUUGUGACUCUUUUUGGAAUAAUCAAAUGUUUAGGUUGCAAUAUUUGAUAUAGACCAAGAGAAAGGAACACAACUACAAGACAGACUGCAAAAGCAAUAUGGAACAGGAGAAGUAAAGUUUAUCACCUGUGAUGUUACAUCAGAAUCACAGAUGACAGGUGAAUAGCAUUUCAGAUUUAAAUUCUGAGAAAUAAGUUGGAUCUUUUUGCUAUAAAAAGACAUGAUUUAAAAUUGAUUUUGCAGGAGAUUAUUAAAACUUCUUUAAACUUAUAUUAAGAAUAGGUGAGUUGGAGCUGACGGGUUCUUGUUCAGAUGAUGAAACCACAAAUUAUUACAACUUUCAGUCAAAGUGUAGACCUUAUUGUAAUGUACUGCAUCAGACUUUCACAUUUGCCAUAGCUUAAUUAUUAAGCUAUGACAAAUGUGAAAGUCUGAUACAGUACAUUACAAUAGAACUGAGGCUGCAGUUUUGCUCAUUCAGUUGACAAAAGCUUUGGAUUGCAGGUUAAGGGUUCAGUCCCUUGAGGGACUAGUUGUCCAUUGUCUAGGGAAAACAAAGGAGGGUCAUCACAAGAGAACAUACCUUCAUGUGGGUGGCUCAAUAAAAUCUGGCCACAUUCUUGGCUCAUUCAGUUGACAAAAGCUUUGGAUUGCAGAGUGGGAGGUUAAGGGUUCAAUCCCAUGAGGGACUAGUUUUCUAUUAUCCAGGGAAAACAAAGGAGGGUCAUCAUUUGCUCUGGAAGAGGCUAUACCUUCAUGCGUGUGGCUCAAUAAAAUCUUGGCCCCAUUAAACUGGUGGUAGUCCUUUCUCCAGUAGUGAGGAGGUCAUCACAUUAAGUGCUUUCAUGGUUAUUUACAUCGUACUUGACUAAAGUAGAGUAUCUUCUAUGCAGACAAUGAUGUAAAUGUCACAUCUUUUUUUAGAAAUUUCCAGAAAUAGAAAGCCUUAGUAAACAUAAUCCUGCCACAAGUUUACUCUAAAAUCAGAUAUUUUGAUAUUGAUCAAUGUUUUUUUCUUUUUUCUUGCUUCAUGGAAAGAUUCAUUCAAGAAGACAAAGGAAGCAUUUGGACAAAUAAACAUUGUUUGCAAUAAUGCUGGUGUAGGUGCUUUAAGUGAAGGGGCAGAUUGGGAAAGAGUAGUGGAUAUCAAUCUGGUAAUAAUAUAAACCCUUUGUCUGUACCUCAGUUAUUGCUGGCGAAUGUUAGCAAGACAGCAUAUAAUGCUCUUUAUUUAGGAUAAAAAUUAAACCAAAAUUUUUGUUGAAAGCACUGCAGGAAUUUUAGAACAAAGGAAAAUUUACUAAGCAGGCUACAGAUUCAUUUAAGCUCUUAUAUACCAUUUACAUCUUCUAGAUGCCAGUACACACACUUUCAUGUUGAUUUUAAUCUCCUAAAUUAAACUGAUAACUGAAGAUGAUUUAAAAAGAAUUCUUCAGGGAAUUUCUGAAUUUCUAAAUUUUAUUCUUCAGAAAGGUGUGAUUCGUGGCCAGUUACUGGGAAUUCAACAUAUGGGAUGGUCACAUGGGGGAACAGGAGGAGCUAUAGUCAAUGUAGCAUCAUUGGCAGGUGCGCGCUGCUGUAUUUUUAAAUAAUAAAUCAUAAUAGACCCAUAAGUACAUAGUAUCCUAAUUUUCAGCCACAUGUAGCCCAAGCUCAAACUCAAACUAAUCAGUGAUAAGAUACUAAUAUUGCAAAAUAGCAUUCAUGACAAAUGAAAUGAAAUGAAACCAGGAUACAUCAAUUGGCUUAGUGUCAGCAUUGAAUUUGUGGCAGCUGGAACAUUUUAAGCCAAGGAUCUUUCGCCUCUCGCAUCAGCAUUCCAAACUGGAAUGUGCAGCCAUGUCCUUUUUCUUAGAGAGAGAAACUGACGGAGCUUAAACUUGUCAAAGUCACCUUCAAUCAGGAAAGAAAGGGCAAAGACGGCAAGUAACCAUGGUAUUUUUAUUGUAUAAGGUAUUUUUCUUGAGAAUUCUAUUGUAUUUAUGUUUUCUAAAGUAUAUCGUAAACAUCUGCAUACAAACUCUUAUAUUUUUGCCAUGAAUGCUAUUUUGCAAUAAUUAUUAUCUCCAAUGACUCACAUCUUGAGCUUAGGCUAGGGCUGCAGUUUUAGCUUCAUUCCAAAUGAAAUCUGGAUCUGCGCUCAAUAGCAUUUGCGGAUUUGUUAGUCACAAUCAUUUUACAUAUUUAUGUACCUAUACUUUUGUUCCUACCGGUGAUUUAUUUAUAUAAUUUAUUACCUUUUGUCUGUUACCCCAACACAGCUAUUUUUCCGAUGGGAAGUUGGCAAGCUGUGUACACUGCCACAAAAUCUGGCAUAAUGGCACUUUCAAAGAGCUGUAAGGUCAGUAAACUAUGGAUGAUAAUAUUAUUUUUAGACCAGGCAACAUUUAUGUUAACUGUCUUACAGCAAAUUUGCAGUGUUUGCAUACUUUUGGGGGUUAGCUUGAAAGCAAUUUUCCAUUGCACACUUUUCCCAAAAAUAUUUUGUCCAUUCUUCUCUACAAAAAUACAUAAAAGUAACAGACACAGAUAAAAUGGAACGACAUUUGUCAUUGAUUUCUGACUGACACCAUUUUAUCAAGCAGGGGCCUUUUUCUUGCAAAUCCCCGUAAAAAAGGAUAUUUCAUGUUUGCAUGUCAUCUAAUCCACUUUUGUGUUACCCAACUUGUAAUUUCUGAUGUGGCUUAGCUUUUAAAGUCGCAUAAUCUAUAUACAGAUUGGUGGUACGCUGCUUUACAACCAAAACUGUCCAAAACUCCAGAUAAGUUUGAAAGGCAACUUUAUUUCCAUGUUUAGGAACACCAUCCAGCUAAUCCAGAUUAAACUCGAAAAAACAGGAGUUGCAAGUCAUUUUGCAGCCAGUUUUAUUUCUUGAGUGUUUUACGGAAAUUUCAACCAUUGUUUUGUUUCCUAUAAAAGAAACUGCUCAUUGGUGGAACGACUUUUUAAAGUCAUUCCACAUAGGCCCUUAGUAUCCCAACUCAUACCUCCACUACCACUGGACAACAGCAUGGGAUGUCUAAAAAACAUACCCUUUGAAACAGCUGCUGCUAUCCUGUAAGGCUUUUAAAUCACCUUAAAUUAGUCUCCCCACCUUAUAUAGGGUAAUUGUAAUUAUUAUUAAACACCAAUCAAAUACCAACUGAGCUUUCGUGCGAAAACUUGAUAUCCUCACAUGAGAAAAUAUCACCAUUGCUAUGGCUUCAUAAUAAACCACACCUUUCAGACCAAAAAACUAUUUAAGUAAAAUGGUUUGGCAUUUCAUUGGUGUUUAUAUAAUAAAUAGAACAUUACAUGGUUGCUUGGAGAAUAUUUUUCAACACUCAAAGAGAAAUUUCGUAUCUCCGCGCGGCCAUGCAAUAUCCUCUAUAUAUGGUUAUUAUUAUUAGUAUUAAAUAUUAUUAGUAUUAAAUUUGGGUAAUAAUUCGUCUUUGAUAGGAUCUCAAAGAAACAGAAGGAGUAAGAGUAAACUGUAUCUGCCCUGGCUUCACAAAUACAGGGAUGGCAAAGAAUUUACAAUUUUUGGAUAGUGAAUCUUCAUACAGAGAAAAAGACAUCAUUUCCAAGCUUGGUUUGAUCAGGUGAGGUCACAGGCAACCACAGAAACUUUAAAGUGAAAGCCAGCCCUAAUAAAUGUGGUAGGGCAGUGCACUGGUACACGUCAACUCAGAUUCAUAUAGCUUAUGAGCUCACAGGUUGCUUAAAAUAGAAUAUAGCGUUGAUCGAAGGCACAUUAAAUUUGUCUUAUUAAAAAAGUAACAAGGUAUAGUCUUACCUUCUUACAGUCUACGAAUACAGCCGCCUCAUAUCUUGGCCUCUCUCAAGAGACAUCUGGCAAGAGAGGCCAAAUUGCAGACCUCUCUCUUGAGUAAUGUCACAUCAACAGGUGACCGUGAGAGGGAGCUGUUAAGGCCGUUUGCUAGUCAUUCACACAGUAAAAAAACCCGCCAUGCUGGAGAGCAAGGGAUGCCCUAAAACAAGACAAACAAAAGGCUCACUUCCAUCAUUUAAAGUGGUAAUUUCUUUUAUUGGUCUUGUGCUAGUGCCUCCCUGCUCUUUAAGCAUGAUGGUUUUGUACCACGUGAAUGACUAGCUUCAAAGGGUCUAUAGUUCACAGGCUAAUCUUUUAACUGACGGCCAUCUCUUCAGAAUGUCUAGAUUCUACUAUCUUAUAUGGAGCGGCUAUAAACUCUUCACUGCAACCACUUAGUUUUUGUCCUGGCAGACAGUUCAUACAGUGGUUGUUGACUAUUUAUACGGGAAAACCGGUUGGUUUAAAGUGCUAGUGAAUUAUAUUAGUGGUAAACAAAACGCAGGAAUGGUAAAUCUUUGUUCGACAAUGACGUUGAUCAAUAAUUGAUCAGCGUCAUUAUUGCACAUAUAGACGUGCAGACAGCAGAGAUGCAGAUGUGCAGAAAACAAACAGACAGACAGCUGAAAAGCAGAAAUGCAGACAAACAGACUGUACGAGAACCAGCUGUUCAGAGGGGUGGAAAGGCAUUGUAUUGGCCCAUUCAUGUCAGUUAUUGAUUAGGGCUGUGCAUAAAGAAAUUUACAAAGAAAUGCCGUGACAAAGCUCCUUUAGGGGUCAGUUAAAGCUUCAGUCACACCCACCUUGGUUUCCCUUAAGGAUUGAUUUUAAUUUUCCGACGAGCAUCCCUUUUAUAUGGGCGUUUCCCCCCGGGCAACAGACAUACAGACAGUGAACAUGCAGACAUGCAUACAGCUGACAGACAGACAAACAAGCAGAGAGAAAAGACCUGCAGAUAUGCAGACCACUUUCAGUAGAGAAACAGACAAUCAGACAGCAAAAAAGCAGAGAUACAGGCAGCAGACAAACAGACAGCAGACAUACAGGCAGCAGAGAAGCAGACAAGCGCACAACAGACCGUGGACAAGCAGACAAAGAGAAGCAGAUCUGCUUCCCUGCUGUCUGUCGUCUGCACGUCUACAGCUGUAGGGAAUCAGAUGUGCAGACAAUUGCAUACCGCAGAAAGCAAACAAGGAAACGCGCAGUCAUGGACGUCGCCACAGACCGCAGUUUAUAGCAGAAAAACAAGCAUGUAGACACGCAGACUUGCAGACAAGCAAACAGCCAACACGCAGACAGGCAGACGGACGUCACGGGUUUGAAUCCUGUUAAAAUCUUAAUUUUUUCCAGGCUUUUUUUUCACAACUGCUCAAGUUACUAAUGAUCUUUCAUAAUAUUAUGGUACUGAGAAACGGAAACUCUGAGUUGGCAAUGAGAUUAAAGCCCAUCACCUCCCAUGACACUGGCCUGGUGCUCUUAACUCUGGUACACGGCGGAACCCACAAAAUUUCAUAAAUUUCCAGUUUACAGAUAAUUUUUUUCUUUCUUGACAGUCCAGAAGAAGUUGCCAGCGGGGUUAUUCAGUUGAUUGAGGAUGAAAGCUACAAUGCAGCGGUCAUGACAGUGACCAAAACGAAGGGAAUUGAAAUAUUGGAAAAAUGGACACCAAGACUGAGAAAGUCUAGCCUCUAA